Nelumbo nucifera (sacred lotus) is the source of this 321-nucleotide messenger RNA. RefSeq lists its product as uncharacterized. Gene Ontology annotation, molecular function: sequence-specific double-stranded DNA binding. The record is from RefSeq and is a predicted model, not a curated record. Gene Ontology annotation, cellular component: nucleus. Gene Ontology annotation, biological process: regulation of transcription by RNA polymerase II. Lineage: Eukaryota; Viridiplantae; Streptophyta; Magnoliopsida; Proteales; Nelumbonaceae.
AUGGAGGGUAAGGAUGAACCUAGGGCUGAAUGUAACUAUUGUGGUAAAGACUACGCAUGUGACACAAAAAAUCAUGGCACUAGUAACAAGUGGAGUCAUUUGCAACAACAAUGCAUGAAAUAUCCCUAUAGGGUUGAUAAAAGGCAAAAGAUAUUAUCUUUUGAGCCUAAAAAUGAAGGAGGAGAAUAUGGUCUCACUAUUGGUAAGCUAAAAGCAGUGACUUUAAGUGUUAAGGAAGCUAGAAAGGAGCUUGCUAAAAUGGUUAUAAUUGAUGAAUUGCCUUUUAGGAUUGUGGAGGGGGAAGGAUUUAAGAACCACUGA